UCCUCCAAUCUCAUGUUUUCAAAGGUCACCUGAAAGCAGAUGACUCACAAAUUCCUCUAGCUUCCAGAACUGCUUCAGAAAGUGGCAAGACUGAUGGGAUAAGUGUGUUUGAAGCGAGGGGGUAUUUUGAGGGGCAUGAAUGGCGAUGUGUCUUUUACUGUGAUAAUUUCUUUUAGUCUAAGCAUUCACUGUAGUUUUUGAUGACGCGCAUGUGUCUCUACUAGUUUCUGAACUGGGAUAGGAAGAGGCAAGUGGCCUUUACCGGCAUCGAAAACCCCGUGUUCCACCGGCGAAGGGCGUGCAUGUUCCCUUGCAAGGACCCGCCCCCACGUCCCCCUGACUGGCUCUGGGUCACGGGCGUGGGGCAGGGCUCCGGGAAAGGGUACAGACGCGCUGGCUGGCUGGCUGCUCGUCAGCCGAGGUCAGGGCUUCUUGCAGAGCCGCCUCGGGCCCUCGGGCGGGAGGCCCCUCAGCGUCGGCAGUUUCCUCCAGGCAGAGGCUCGCAAGCCUCCCCCGAGCCCCAGGGCCUUGCAUCUCCAAGUCAUCCUGGGGACCCCCGAGGUGCAGCUGACGCCCCGGCUGGCCUCGCCCUCCCUGGGCCGCGGAGCCUCCUGGCGCCUGCGGUCGUUGGCCUUCGUGCGUCGGCCUCACCAGCCCCGCCCGGGGAAGCCUGGCGCAGCCUCGGGGGAGCCCACUACCCGCUCCGCACAGUCCCGCUCCUCCGGACACCCUCCCACCUCGUCGCGGCUCACCCCGCGGCCACCAGCCUCCCCGCACUCACUCGCUCACCUCCAGCCGCGGACUCGGCUGUUCCUCACGGGCACGAGCUCCUCCCCGCCUCCCGCUCGGGUCCGGCCCUCGCUGCUCCUCAGCCUGAGCCUCGCUCCCCUCACCCCCUGCCCGCCCGCCGCACCCCCUCCUCCGAGGGCCACCCCUCCUCAGCACGACCUUCCUCAGCCCUGGUCGCCCCACACCUGCUACCCGCGGACACGGGCUCCGGGCGUGACUGGCGGCCCGCCCCCGCCGCGCCCCCGCCCCGCCCCGCCCCCCGUCCAGGACCCGUUCCGGUCCCGCCCACUCAGUUCCUGUCCCCGCCUCGAUGGGUCGUCUCGCGCUCCUCCACUGCGGUGGCCGAGGGCGCACUAGGCCCACCCUCGCGGCGUUCUGAUUGGCUGCUGAGGCAUCUGGCCAUCGCUCAGCACGGGUCGGCCGAGCGGCGCGCCUCUGCAGUGCUCUCCGGUGGGCUUUAA
Molecule: messenger RNA, 1250 nt
Organism: Rhinolophus ferrumequinum (greater horseshoe bat)
Lineage: Eukaryota; Metazoa; Chordata; Mammalia; Chiroptera; Rhinolophidae
Product: translation initiation factor IF-2-like
Exons: 3
Coding region: 303-1250 (315 amino acids)
Source: RefSeq, a predicted model, not a curated record